Molecule: messenger RNA, 603 nt
Organism: Bacidia gigantensis
Lineage: Eukaryota; Fungi; Ascomycota; Lecanoromycetes; Lecanorales; Ramalinaceae
Exons: 1
Coding region: 1-603 (200 amino acids)
Source: RefSeq, a predicted model, not a curated record
AUGAAGAAAGGCGCAUGGGUCCGACCCAAACAUCCCAAGAAACCCGAGCCCGUCAGUCCAACAGAAGCCCUCCUUCCCAUGCUCAACUGGAUCGGUGGCCGCACCCCUCGAUCUCGCUCCACCUCUCCCACCAAGAAUGCCCGCCCUCCUCAGCCCCUGCAACAAAGACAUGUCAGCAAUGACCCAAUCCUCCAAAGCCUCCAGAAAGCGCAAGCACAACAAGAGGCAAGACCUGUGUCGCAGGGUAGCCACCAGACACGAGUCUCCCAACCUAGAAGCAGACAUCAGGAAUAUGCAAUUGAAGUAGACGAGGAUCUAGAGUCGGAGUAUAUUGAAGAGAUCGUUCCCGAACCACCGGUUAUACGAAGGGUGGUCGCACCUCAACCACGCGCAGUGCCUGCGGCUUCGACGGUGAGGCGACCGGCAGCAAGAACAUCAUAUGAGCGGCCGGCUCCGAGAAGGGAGCCGCUGGUCAGGGAGAGAGAGCCGAUGACACGAAUGAGUCCGUGGGAACGACUGCAGGAGGAUAGGAGGAGGAGGAGGGGAAGUAUAUCGAGCGCGUGGGAGGACGCGAUUACGCCGUUGCAGUUUGGGCGGCGAUGA